Messenger RNA from Dentiscutata erythropus, 534 nucleotides. The record is from the annotation of a GenBank genome assembly. Lineage: Eukaryota; Fungi; Glomeromycota; Glomeromycetes; Diversisporales; Gigasporaceae.
AUGAAUAUUAUCAAAAUAUUAUGUCUUGGAACAAAGAAUUUACAAGAUGGUUCUCUGAUUUUUGGUAUUUUAAUGAUUUCCCUUGGUUUAUCAAUUAUUGGUGGUGUUACAGCACAAGACAAAAGUUGCCAGGUUUUAAUGUGUGUAGAGACUGGUGGUUCUGUCGCAGUUGGUUCCAGUAGUGGACUAUCAGAAGCUCAGACAUAUGUAACUCGAAGUUGCCCCGGAGUAACUAACUUUACCACUUGCUACGUAGAUUGUAGUGGGCCAUAUACUGGUCAAUAUUGGACUUGGAAGUCAUGCAGCGCACUUGGUGAUUUUCAUAGCACUUGGAUUACGUGUGGUGAUACUAGCGUGUUGGCUGCAUGUAAAGUAGGAGGUGAUCCAAAUUAUCCAUUUAAUACACCUACUCCCACUAAUAGUCCUAAUAGUAAUAAUCCUAGCAGUAAUUCUCAAGCAAGUCCUAAACAAAAUAAUAACUGUGCAAACGGUAGUACUUGUAUUAAUUAUAACUCUCAAACAAAUCAACUUGAU